This is a messenger RNA of Exophiala bonariae, 2214 nucleotides long. RefSeq lists its product as uncharacterized. The transcript has a single exon. Gene Ontology annotation, cellular component: nucleus. The coding region runs from base 1 to 2214 and encodes 737 amino acids. Lineage: Eukaryota; Fungi; Ascomycota; Eurotiomycetes; Chaetothyriales; Herpotrichiellaceae. Gene Ontology annotation, biological process: double-strand break repair via nonhomologous end joining. Gene Ontology annotation, molecular function: DNA-directed DNA polymerase activity; DNA binding. The record is from RefSeq and is a predicted model, not a curated record.
AUGGCCAUCACGAACACAAAACCAUCACAUGGCUUCAGCCUCAAAACUUCGCCACCAAUCUUUAUACUUCCAACACAUCUUCAGGCAGCGGAGCUGCGACAAGCUGAGGACCUUGUCUUUCAACUAGGAGGGAACUUGACUUACGAUGCGCAGGAUGCGCGCCUCUUCUUAGGGAAAGUCGGCCAGAAGAAACGUGCAGCAUUCGAUCUUCGCGCGAGGGAGGUUUGGACUGAGGAGACCGGCUUGCCGAUACGGAAUGCUGUCGGUCAUUCUGGACCUGGGAGCAGCAAAGAGCCGGCCCGGAAGAGGCGCCGGAUCAGUCCUGGCUUUGAGACGAAGAGGACUCUGAGGAGGUUGAACUCUACGUCUAGCUCGACGGCUACGGAGGGCGGAGUGUCAGAUGUCAAGGACGACGAUGCCGCUGAGAGUUUGGGCGUCGAUUGGCCGGACCUCACCAACUCGAUUAUUGUUCUCAAACUUUCCUGGCUGGACGAAUGUGUCAGACAGAGCACGCUCGUCCCCUUCACUCCAUAUACUGUGUACACGGCGAAGAUCAUCCCCAAACCUCUGCUCGAGACAAACCCUCAAACACUUCCUCGGGAAGGCAUCACAUACAUCAAAGCCACACCAGAACACUCGUCCCCAGUCGCCUCAACAUCAUCCAGCCCAGUGAUGUCCAGACCAGGCACCAGCUCGUCGAUCCUGGAGCGCGCCAGAUUAGAAGCAGAAGCCACGGGACAAAGCCAGAAAUCAGGCUCAUCUCAAGUAGCGUACCCAACGCGCCGGCGAUUCGGCGACCGCGCAAGGCGCAACCAAUACCAGAAAUCCAACACGUCCCCAACUUCACCACGAUCCCAGCGGCCAAAACUCCACCGGGAGACGACAUCGGAAAUGGAGGAGCUGGCCGAACACCCGAUCCCACCCUUGCCGGACUGGGCAACAGGGCCGCACGCGACAUAUUCGUGCUGCCGGUCGACGCCGAUGAACCCGCCGAACGCGGCGUUCAUCGCGCAGCUCACGAAGAUCAAAGACGCGCGCCUCCUCACGCUCGACGAGAUCGGCGUGCGGGCGUACUCGACCUCGAUCGCCAGCGUCGCCGCCUACCCACACGUGAUCCACCACCACAGCGAACUCACCCGGCUGCCGGGCUGCAACGAGAAGAUCGCCAUGCUGUGGAGCGAAUGGCGAUAUUCCACGGACAAUGACGACGAGGCCGACGAAGACGACCCAAACCCAACACCACGACACAUCCAAACGGUCCAGCAACUCGCGGCCGACCCGGACCUCCAGGUCCUCGACCUGUUCUGGAAUAUCUGGGGCGUGGGGCCGGACACGGCGCGGAAAUUCUACUUCGAGCACGGCUGGCGCGAUCUGGACGACGUCGUCGAGUUCGGGUGGAACGCACUGUCGCGCGUGCAGCAGAUCGGGGUGAAAUACUACGACGAAUUCCUGGUCAAGAUCCCGCGGGACGAGGUGGAGCGGAUCCGGGACGUGGUGCUGCGCCACGCGCGGCUGGUACUGGGGAUCGCGGAGGCCGACUACGACUCGCCGCGGGACGUCGAGUGCGUGAUCGUCGGCGGGUACCGGCGUGGCAAGGCGCUCUGUGGCGACGUGGACGUGAUCCUGUCGCACCGCGAUGAGGCCAAGACGCUCGACCUCGUCGUCGACGUCGUCCGCUCCCUCGAGGCCGCCGCCUACGUCACCCAUACCCUGUCCCUGCACACCACGACCAGUGAUCGCGGCCAGGCCACGCUGCCGUUCCGCGCGCAGGGCCACUCCGGCCAUGGCUUUGACUCGCUCGACAAGGCCCUCUGUGUCUGGCAGGAUCCCGUGUUCGAGUUCGAGGAGGAGGAAGCUGGGAAUGGAAGUGAGACCCCAAAGAAGAAAAACCCCAACAUCCAUCGCCGCGUCGACAUCAUCGUGUCCACGUGGCGCACAGUCGGCUGUGCGGUGCUCGGCUGGAGUGGCGGCACGACCUUCCAGCGCGACAUCCGCCGUUUCGUGAGUAAAGUUCACGGGUGGAAGUUCGACUCGUCGGGCGUGAGGGAUCGUAAGUCGGGACGGGUGUUGGAUUUGGAGGCGCCCAGGGAGGUGCAGGUGGACGGGGGCAAGACGGUUUGGGAUGAUGGCGAUACUUGGAUGGAUCGUGAGAGGCGCCUCAUGGAGGGUUUGGGGAUUGGGUUCCGUCCGGCCAGCGAGAGGUGUACUGGUUGA